UGAAAAGAUCAGUACAGUGGUGAUAUCCCAAUCUCGGCAGUCAAGACUGACGAGUUUGCCCCAAUCGUAGCAGGUCAGAUGGUAGGAAUGCAAGGAAUGCAAUCUUGAGGAACGAACAAAGAAGUCCCAACCACCAGAAGAGCGACAGAUGUACCAAAGAGGAAGACUGGCCAUUGUCAACGUCUCAUUCCAUAAAAAUCGCCAGCCACCCGACUGGUCUGCUCAACACCGCAUAUAAUACCUUGCAUAGGCUGGCUUGUGUAUUGCAGUAUCUCAACCAACUCAUUACAACCCUCAGAGAAACAUUACGUUCCAAACGCUAGCAAUGGCAUCUCUUACUCAUCAAUACACUUACCCGAUACGUCCGAUGCCUGUACGGCCAAACCACGUCCGCACCUCAAGCAAGGAGUUCCAAUGGACGUCUGCAUACGACCAUGUGUUCAACCAGUACAUCGAGCCUCAGGGAACAUGCAAUCCUGCAGCACUUGCUUAUCCUGACGGGGCAAUCGCCAACGAGCCAUCGCCCAUAGUCAGCAGUGUCUACCCUGAACCAACAAAUCAGCACAACAGAUUAUGGAGUGCCAAUUCAUUUGACGCCAAAGACAUUCACCAACCAUCACCGACUUUCAGCCCCUGGAUGGGUAAUGAUAGCGGGGUCGAUUUGAACAUAUCCACCAGCUUUGAACCGAUAGCAGGAGUCACAAGUCAUCAAAACGACCUCUCAAUGUCAGGAUUGAGGAUAUCUUAUGAUCCUACACUUGCGCCAUCACGCGCGCAGGAGAUGGCAGACGAGAUGUACAUCACUACAGAAGUACGAAGGUCGAGAAGAGAGUCACGCACGCCAUCACCAUCAUAUCGCCGCCAACGGACACCUUCAUCGGGCACGCCGUCACCUCGGCGGCGUCAACGGCGAACACCAUCAUCGAAAGGGCACAGUCGCAAAUCAUCUGGCCAGCUGCAGAGUCCACGAGGGAAAUCGGGCAGUUUUGUGAACUAUACACCAUCAGAUAGCGAGAAGCUGUUGACUGGGGUUGCGCCGUCGGGGAGCAGCAAGACCAAAGCUCGACGUGAAAGGGAGGCAGUGGAGAAACGGCGAAGGUUCAGCCAGGCAGCGCUGCGAGCAGUAGUAAAGGCAGGGGGUGACUUGGCGGAGCUGCAAGACGCAGGGCUGGUGAUGGGAUAG
Messenger RNA from Aureobasidium pullulans EXF-150, 1183 nucleotides. RefSeq lists its product as uncharacterized. Bases 326 to 1183 code for a protein of 285 amino acids. NCBI's taxonomy places the organism in Eukaryota, Fungi, Ascomycota, Dothideomycetes, Dothideales, Saccotheciaceae. The transcript has a single exon. The record is from RefSeq and is a predicted model, not a curated record.